GUCGCCAAUAAAGAUAUCCGAUCGUGAAGGGACCAAUAAAAGCCCUGAUAUCUGAACCGUGAAAAGCGCCGCUGCAGCAGGAAUUGAAGAUCUGAUCAGACAGCGAGAGGGCGGGAGCUCAGCGUAAUUUAUAGACUCGAAGCUUGGCGAAACAAACUACAUGUAUCAACCGACACAGAUACACGCUGUGACUCUCUCUCCUCUCCGACAGUGAGUUUGACAGUUGACACCCAUCCGCGUCUUGUUGAUUACAGAGUCUGAAUGUCCACGCGGGAUUGCAGGAAAUUCAUCUAGUGUGCUUGAAACAGGAUAACCAUGUCACUGUAUCCAUCUCUAGAAGACAUGAAGGUGGAUAAGUUCAUGCAGGCACAGAACACCCCCACUGCAAACCCAUUAAAGGCUUUACCUCUUCCCGAACCUUCCAGAUGCCAGAAUGAGCCUUACUAUGAUUCAAAAUCUGAAGAGAUAGCUACUUCUAGCAGGUUGUACCCUGAGCUGAAUGAGUUUAUGGGUCUAAAUCUCAGUGCAGAUGCUCAACAAACUCUUUCCUCUUUAGUUCCUGACCAGACCAGUGGGGCUCGUAGUGUCUGCAUACCUAGAAUGAGCUGGGAGGCAGCCCCCAUAACAGGAAGUGACCUGGGGGUGAAGAGGGCAGAGAUUCGACAGGGUGUACGGGAGGUGGUGCUUUGCAAAGACAUGGAUGGGAAGAUUGGCCUCCGCCUCAAAGUCAUAGAUAAUAGCGUGUUUGUGCAAUUAGUGCAGGCUAACACUCCUGCAGCACUGGCAGGGCUGCGGUUUGGUGAUCAGAUUCUGCAGAUCAAUGGCAAAUCAUGUGCUGGCUGGAGUAGUGAUAAUGCACAUAAGGAGCUUAAGAAUCCCAGCCCAGAGAAGAUCACUUUGGCUGUGCGAGACAGGCCAUUGGAACGAACUGUUACUCUUCACAAGGACAUGAACGGGCAGCUCGGCUUUCUUUUUAAAAAGGGUCGAAUCACUUCAAUAGUAAAAGACAGCUCAGCUGCACGUAAUGGCCUCCUUACUGAUCAUCAGAUCUGUGAGAUCAAUGGUCAGAAUAUAAUUGGACUGAAGGACUCCCAAAUCACAGACAUCCUUAAUUCCAGCGGAGGUGUUGUCACGGUAACUGUGAUGCCAGAGGUUAUUUUUGAACACGUGAUGAAAAGGAUGUCCAGCAGUAUUGUAAAGUCACUAAUGGAUCAUUCUAUUCCUGAGGUGUGAGAUCGUUCGGAUCAAACUGCACAGCUGAGGAUGAUUUGGCCACAGCUUGGAGAGCUGGCAUUUUGUCUGGAGCACAAGUUCAGUUGUUCUGUAAUCAUUUACUUAACUUUGUUUUAAACCCAUAUGCCUUUCUGAUGCAUCACACAAAAGAAAGUUAGGCCAUAUGCAGAAUGUUCACGCUGCUCUUUUCCUUAAACUGAAAGUAGGGUUGGAUGCUUUUGAACUUAAAAAAAUACAGAAAACCAUGAAAGUAAAGUAAUUAAUACAACUUAUUGUGCUAUAUUCUAACUCGUAUGAAGCCAAAUGUAGUGUGGAACUCAUCGAAAUUAAAGUCAUUAUGCACUGAUAAUAAAAUUCACAAAGCUUCUCCUCUGCCAUAGCUGUCAAAUGGCAUUCACACUUUUGCAUAUUAAAACUGGUUCAUCACGAUCAAUCAUGACACGCAAUGACCAAUGUUGUUUGGCAUCAUUAAUGUGUGUGACGUGUCUUCACACUUCAUAAUUUUAUAUACAUAAACACAAAUAAAGAGCUGCAGUAGUGAAGAUUUUCAGUAAAUAACAAUUUAAACAUCAGUAUGUUUAUUGUAUAACUUUAGAAGA
Sinocyclocheilus grahami is the source of this 1832-nucleotide messenger RNA. Its product is annotated as syntenin-1-like. The coding region runs from base 316 to 1233 and encodes 305 amino acids. NCBI's taxonomy places the organism in Eukaryota, Metazoa, Chordata, Actinopteri, Cypriniformes, Cyprinidae. The record is from RefSeq and is a predicted model, not a curated record. The transcript has 10 exons. Gene Ontology annotation, cellular component: plasma membrane; cytoplasm. Gene Ontology annotation, molecular function: protein binding.